This is a messenger RNA of Mucor velutinosus, 252 nucleotides long. RefSeq lists its product as uncharacterized. The transcript is spliced from 2 exons. Bases 1 to 252 code for a protein of 83 amino acids. Gene Ontology annotation, biological process: mitochondrial respiratory chain complex III assembly. The record is from RefSeq and is a predicted model, not a curated record. Gene Ontology annotation, cellular component: mitochondrial membrane. Lineage: Eukaryota; Fungi; Mucoromycota; Mucoromycetes; Mucorales; Mucoraceae.
AUGGCCAACGAAAUCAAAGUUAUUCUAUACAUGACCGGUAUCCUCGCAACAGGGUACGGUCUUAUGAAGUACACUGUUCCCGAUGAAGAAACCAUGAGAAAGCGUCUCGACCCCGCAUUAAGAAAGGAAUACGAUGAAAGACGAGCAGCCAACCGUGAAAAGGGCCAACAAAUGAUGGACAUGAUGCGUGAAGCAGCAGAAUCAGAUAAACCCGCCUGGAAGAUUGCUAAUGAACAACUUGGCAAGAAAUAG